Messenger RNA from Phytophthora infestans T30-4, 1548 nucleotides. Its product is annotated as sugar transporter, putative. Lineage: Eukaryota; Oomycota; Peronosporomycetes; Peronosporales; Peronosporaceae. Gene Ontology annotation, cellular component: membrane. The record is from RefSeq and is a predicted model, not a curated record. Gene Ontology annotation, biological process: transmembrane transport; carbohydrate transport. The coding region runs from base 1 to 1548 and encodes 515 amino acids. The transcript has a single exon. Gene Ontology annotation, molecular function: carbohydrate:proton symporter activity.
AUGGCGGGCGGACCCAUCGUGAGCACACAACAUCCCGACCUUGACGACACGCCGACGGAGGGCUCGCGCACCUAUGCUAUCGUCGUCUGCGUCUUCACCGCGCUCGGUCGUAUGUUCUUUGGCUACGACCAGGGCGUGACGUCCUCCAUGCUCAUCAUGGAUUCGUUCCUGUACGACUACUGCGUCGGCUGGCACAACUUUACGUACGAACAGUGCACACGCUCCACGUCCGAUCUCCCCAGUGAAUGGACCACCUUCACGGUCUGGUACAACAUGGCAUACAACCUGGGCUGUCUCGUGGGCGCCUUCAUCGGUGGCUUCGUGGCCGACAAGCUAGGUCGCCGCGCUACCAUCUUCUGCGCCGGUCUGCUCUUCUGUGGGGGCACGUGCUGGGUCUGUUUCAACAAGGCACAGGCACACACGCUCAUGUACAUUGCUCGCAUUAUUCAGGGCUUCGGUGUCGGCAACUCGUCCUUCUCGCUACCACUCUUCGGCGCCGAGAUGGCUCCCAAGGAGCUACGCGGUAUGCUUUCGGGCUUCAUGCAGAUGACUGUGGUCAUCGGUCUCUUGCUCGCUAACGUCGUCAACAUCAUUGUAUACAACCACGACCGUGGCUGGCGGACAACCAACGGCAUCUCGAUGGCGCCGCCGAUUGUGGUGCUGCUGGGCAUCUGGUUCGUGCCGGAGAGUCCACGUUGGACCUACAAACACAAGGGGAAGGAGGCGGCCGAGCAGAUCCUCAAGCGUCUACGUCAGACUGACAAUGUGGGCCAUGAGUUGGAAGUGAUUGGUGACCAAAUUGCAGAGGAAGAGGCGGAAGGUAAAGGUUGGUUGGAGAUCUUGGAGCCGAGCGUGCGUAAGCGCGUGAUCAUCGCUAUGGUACUGCAGGUGCUGCAGCAGGCAACAGGUAUCAACCCCAUUAUGAGUUAUGGUGCGCUGAUCUUCCAAGACAUCACGAAAUCGGGUCGAUACUCGGCACUCUUCAUUUCGGGCGUCAACUUCCUCAGCACCAUCCCGGCCAUGCGUUGGGUGGACACUUACGGUCGUCGCACGAUGCUGCUGAUCGGUGGCGUGGGUAUGAUAAUCGGUCACCUCUGGGCCGCCAUUUUGCUCUCAGCUAUCUGUGACGGCAACGUCGACAACGCCGGGUGCCCGACGGUGGGAGGCUGGUUCAUCUGCAUCGGGUCGGCUUUCUUCGUCUUCAACUUCGCCAUAUCUUGGGGGCCCGUGUGCUGGAUCUACCAGGCCGAGAUCUUCCCACUCAACGUUCGCGCGUCGGGUGUGGCCUUGUCCACGGCAGCCAACUGGGCCAUGGGUGCUGUCAUGACAGAAGUCGUCAAGCUCUUCCCGUCGCUUAAUAUUGAUGGCGUGUUCUACCUGUUUGCAGGUCUGUGUCUGAUCUGUCUGGUCUUCGUGUAUUUCUUCUGUCCGGAGACCAAGGGCAUUAUGCUUGAGGAUAUCGAGGGGCUGUUCAACAAGAACAAGGCAACCAAAUCGCCCGAAUUCGUGGAGAUCAAGUCCAGGUCUAACCGCUUUUUGCACUGGUGA